Molecule: messenger RNA, 3443 nt
Organism: Colossoma macropomum (tambaqui)
Lineage: Eukaryota; Metazoa; Chordata; Actinopteri; Characiformes; Serrasalmidae
Gene: dync1li1
Product: dynein, cytoplasmic 1, light intermediate chain 1
Exons: 14
Coding region: 33-1427 (464 amino acids)
Biological process (GO): microtubule-based movement; microtubule cytoskeleton organization
Cellular component (GO): cytoplasmic dynein complex; centrosome
Molecular function (GO): dynein heavy chain binding
Source: RefSeq, a predicted model, not a curated record
GGCUCUCUGCAGGGUGUCACAAGCCUGCGAAGAUGGCGACUGCGGGGAGGAAUACACUGCUAUCCGCUAGCUUAACUGUAAAUAACAGCGCAACGGAGAACCAAAACCCAGAAGAGGACGACGGACAGAAUUUAUGGUCAUCGAUAUUGAGUGAAGUAUCAACGCGUUCACGGUCCAAGCUGCCAUCGGGGAAGAAUGUCGUGGUUAUGGGUGAAGUGGGAUCCGGUAAGACUACCCUGGUGGCCAGACUGCAGGGUGUGGAGGAAUACAUGAAGGGUCGAGGCUUGGAAUAUCUAUACUUUAACGUGCAUGACGAGGACGUAGAUGACCAUGCACGGUGUAACGCGUGGGUGCUGGAUGGGGAUCUGUAUCACAAAGGCCUGCAGAAGUUUGUUCUUUCUGUGGAUAACCUGGCUGACUCUCUGGCCUUGUUCGUGGUGGAUCUGUCCCGGCCCUGGCUGGCCCUAGACUCUCUGCAGAAAUGGGCGAGCGUGGUGAGGGACUACCUGGACAAACUGCGAGUGCCUCCUGAGACCAUGAGAGAGCUGGAGCACAGAUUGGUGAAGGAGUUCCAGGAGUAUGUAGAGCCAGGCAGUGAUCUGGAAGCCGUGCCCCAGAGGAGAAAUCCUGAGUCGGAGGAGGAGAGCAUUGUUCUGCCCCUGGGGGACAACACAUUUACACACAACUUAGGCAUUCCUUUAGUGGUGGUCUGCACUAAGUGUGAUGCUAUCAGCACUCUGGAGAAGGAGCACGAUUAUAGAGAUGAGCACUUAGACUUCAUCCAGUCACACAUCCGGCGCUUCUGUCUGCAAUAUGGAGCAGGACUACUCUACACAUCCAUGAAGGAGAAUAAAAAUCUAGACUUGUUAUAUAAAUACCUCGUGCACAGGUUAUAUGGCUUUCCAUUCAACUUCCCCGCCCAGGUGGUGGAGAAGGAUUCAGUGUUUAUUCCGUCGGGAUGGGACAACGAAAAAAAGAUUGCCAUUCUACAUGAAAAUUUCCAGACAGUAAAAGCAGACGAUAACUUUGAAGAUGUAAUAGUGAAGCCACCAAUUAGAAAGUUUGUACAUGAGAAGGAAAUUCAAGCAGAAGAUGACCAAGUGUUUCUUGUAAAAUUGCAGACACUGUUAUCCAAACAGCCUCCGGUUACUGCAGGAAGGCCAGUGGACGCCUCAAACAGGGUUCCAACAGGCUCUCCAAGGACAACUAACCGCUCAGCGGCUGCUAACGUGGCCAACGUCAUGCCCAUGCAAUCAGGUACCAAGAAGAUUGAUCCCAACAUGAAAGGUGGUCAGACCAGCGAGGGCGUGCUGGCUAACUUCUUCAACAGCCUCCUGACUAAAAAAGCAGGUUCACCUGGCCCUGGUGGCCAGCCCGCAGGGGGAGGGAGCAACACUCCUGGAACAGUCCGCAAGUCAGAUCUCUGACAUCAACAACGGCUCUAAGUUGGGGUUGACGGACGUCCAGGCGGAGCUGGACCGAAUUUCCAACAAAUCGGACCUGGAUUCCUCCGCAACCACGCCCCCUGCUGAAAACGACGAAUCCUGAACAAGAAGCAGGAUUACUCACUGUCACACCCCGCCCCUGUACUCUCCGCCCCCUCAAAAUUUGCCUCCCUUCUUCCACCUGUCCUCUCUUCCUGACCUCUCCCCUGUCCAUCUCACCACCACUCCUUCAGAGGGGAAGUUGAAAUACUCCCCUUAAGGCCAGUGACUCCAGACUGCAUGUUGGGCGGAUUGCCUGGCUAUGUCUGUUUCUGUAUACACGUGCACACACAAACACAAACACACACACACUGCUCAUGUAUCUGUGUGAAGAGAGUGAGAAAGAGUGGUGCUGUUGGAUUGGGUUAGUCAGAUAUGUAAAACAAGACAGUGAAAGUUAGCAGGUUCUAAGGGAAGCAGAGAGAUUUAGGACUAUGUUAAGUGUAGAGAGGAAGGAUGGGGUUUGCGUUUCUGAUGAAUGUGAGGUUUUUUGUUUUGUUUUUUUGUUGCAGUAAUAUUUUAAGUGACGGGGUUAAUCUGUCCCUUCAUGAUUGUUGUCCCUUGACGUUAUAAACAAGCGCACAUUUCUAGAAUAUCUAGAUAUCUUAAAAACAAUCUGGACAAAGAAGGGAAGCGUCAUGUUUUUGCCAUAGAGAGCGGUGUGGCCUAGCCUGAGUGCUUUAUGACAUCAGAAAGCAUAGGCGUGGUCACCAUGUACAGCUGUUUUCAUUGGAUAGCCUUAGUACACUACACGUUUGCGCAGACACAAACAAAUCUCCACUGGGCUUCCCUUUUUUUUUUUGGUUAAUCAUAGGACUUUCACAGAGGCUUUACUUUGUGACUAUGCUAUUGCCAGGUCAGUUAUUUUGAAGUCUAAUUUUUUUUUUGAAGCUAGUGUUUUGUUUACAUGAACUUAAACAGGAAUUUUUCAUGACGAUUCCUUUUUAGUGCUGCAAAGCUCAGCAUUCUAAUCCAGUCUUGGGACAGUUUAUGAGGCUUUUGACUAUGUGUUUACAGUACUAGAACAUUCAUAGCAAUUAGAGCUUCCGAACACAUUUCAACGGGUGAUUGCCUGUUAAAGGCAAUGUCGAGAUUCUUGGCACCUUAACAUACCUCCUAAUAUACCAAGCAAAUCAAGUGGCAGGAGAACACCUGUGCAUACCUUUAAUUUCUCGAUGACAGUAAAAACCUCUUAAUGUUGCACUACGGGUGAGCGUUAGAACUCUGGCCAGUACACCAGAAGUCAAUCAGAAUACUAAAUAUAGUCAAGGCAGACAGCUUAUUUAGGGUCAUGUGGUGCAUUUCCACUGUGGCACAGCAGAGGGCGUGCCUAGUUCAUGAAGUAACUCUACAAAUUAUGGAUGAUCUAUAGUGCACAUGAUUUUAGAACUGGCAACCAUGUUUCUUGUACAAAUGUACUUUUUUUUUGUUUUUAUAUUUUCUAAUGAGCUUUGAUACGUGAGUGAUGUGUGUUUUCUCCCUUCGUUAGACUUCAGUCCUUUACUGACGGAUGCACUACAACUCAUGCAAAUGUGAUCAGUAUUACUCUCUGUACACUAGCCCUGGUGUUUGUGUGUCUGCCUAACUCUGUGGGCGUGCGGUUGUGUGUGUUAAGAAAGAGGUGGUCUGUAGUGUAGUUGUAGUUCAGGUGGAAGCUAGGCGAUGUUGUCUGUAGAGUCUAGAGAAAGUUACUGAAGUCAGUCAGAAGGGGGCGGGGAGGAGGAGGUAGAUGUGGCAGGGCAUGUGAGGUCAAAGGUCACCCUCUCCUGUGAGAAUGUACAGUCAUUCAUGUUAAACUUUUGGGUGGACAGGGGAGCUAAAGGAGGAAAAUUUAAAACAAAAAAAAAAAGGAAAAAAAAAACUACAAUAACAAGGUCCUGUAAUUUCACAAGAUGUAGUGAUGUUUCUCUGGAUCAGGUCUGUAAGCAUUCUAUUAAAGUUGUAUUUAUUGGGAAUGGC